Messenger RNA from Funneliformis caledonium, 124 nucleotides. Lineage: Eukaryota; Fungi; Glomeromycota; Glomeromycetes; Glomerales; Glomeraceae. The record is from the annotation of a GenBank genome assembly.
AUGGGUGAUCGAUCUAGCCCACUUGAACUAUCUGAUGUUAAAUUAUGUCAAGAGGCUGUUGAGGCUGAUACAUCAGUAUUGAAAGUUGCUGAAAUAUCUGAAGUGAUGGAUGAAAAUGAUGAAA